AUGGCUACUCAGCUUUAUCCCAUUCCCGAGCAAGAUGACGAAGAAUCAAGGACGUCAAUCCUCACGGUGUCAUACUCUUCUGACUAUGAAGUCCAAUCUCCAACAUCAUCUCCGAACACCUCUAAUGGAGAACUAAUUCCAAAUUCUCCAUCGUCUAGCUCGCUUAAUAGACACAAGGAAAUAUCUGAUCUCGAAUUCCUCUCCGGCGAUGUUGAAAUUGUUAACGGUGAAAUGGUUGGGGCAACCGAGGAAUCACUCGUGGCAAGGCUUAUAUCACUUAGAAACCCUGCCCUCACUGCAUCCUUUUUCUUGACUUUCAGGCUUUAUUGCUCUCCUUCGAACCUGGCCAAGCACAUAGACACCCAAUAUAAGCCACAACAAGGAAGAAACAAUAAUAUUCACCCAUUGGAAUCGAAAACAGAUUCCGGAGCUCAAUAUGCGACGUUGGAAUUCAUCUUUACCUGGCUGAAAGAAUUUUGGCUGCCUACCGUUGACGAUCCGGCAUUUCCGACCCUGACUGUGGUCACAUCUAAAUUUCUGAUAAAAGAGAUGUCACCAUACUUGAAGUCGGAACUCUUGUUUCCUGUUCUAAAUCUUCUUAAUUUGCGCAUACAAGGCGAACUGAAUGCACCGGGAACCAAAAUUCAACCCAGGCCACAUGUGCUAAAAUCAUUUACGGAUGACACUCCAAAACGAAGAAUAACGAGAGCACUGCUUACCUCUCUUCGCAAGAAGGACUUCGCAGGGCUGUUGUUCAUAAAUUUUGAUGCCCUUGAACUUGCGCGGCAGUUGACCUUGAUGGAAUCCGAACUGUACUGCGCCAUUUCUCAACAGGAGCUGUUGAAUUACUUUCCAGAGAAACCAGAUUCAUCUCCAAACAUUAAAGCGUUGGUGUGUUUAAGCGAUUCGGUCAGACAUUGGGUCUCCGAAAGCAUACUCCACGAGCUUAACAUUCAACGACGGGCAUGGCUAAUUGGAUUCUUCAUAGAAAUCGCAGACAAAUGCAUAAAACUUCACAAUUUUAAUACAUCACGCUCAAUUAUAUCUGCAUUGGACUCCCCUGUAAUAUCACGUCUUUAUCUCGCGCAGACGGCUUUACGGGAGCAUUCUAAAGAUCAAUUUAACAAGUUAAAGAAAUUUCCUAGCUUCAAGGAACUCUAUAACUUUGGACAAGACGCGCCAUCGGUUCCAUUUUUAGGUCUGUAUCUGUCAUCCGUUAUAUUUUACAGAGACUUGUACUCGAGUCAUCGACCACCCUUAUUUGAUUCGAGUGAGAAACUCAUUGAUUUAAACAAACACUCCAAGCUCGCGGAAAUCCUGGAAGACUUUCGACGCUUCCAGGUCCCUUACAACCUCAAACCGAUACCAGAGCUUCAAUUUUAUCUCAAAAACGUGGCAUUCAAAGUCGAUAAGCAUCUCGAAAAUAUUCAAAUACUUGGUGACAGAAUUAACAAACCUCACAAACCAUCCAUUCAAAUUACGACGUCACUACAAGACCGCAAACGUAAAUUGCUCGAGAAAUUGACGAUUCCUGUUGACAAUAGCCAAACGAAAGAUUCGAAAGAGGAAACCACCCCAACACAAGCCACAGGAUUCGAUAAACAUCAGUCUCUCAAUUCGAAUUAUUCAUCUUCAGUCGGAACUAUAUAUUCCAAUCCCCAUUCCAGUAUUGGGACACUGGAUUAUGGCGCUUAUUAUACUAGGCACGCAAUUUCCCAAGAUUCAUUGGCUUUGGCGGGAUGGCAAUGGAAAACUGCGGAGUUGGAAUCGGACAAUCCACUGUUUGAACUUUCGAAUGAUUAA
Molecule: messenger RNA, 1803 nt
Organism: Psilocybe cubensis
Lineage: Eukaryota; Fungi; Basidiomycota; Agaricomycetes; Agaricales; Agrocybaceae
Exons: 6
Coding region: 1-1803 (600 amino acids)
Biological process (GO): positive regulation of GTPase activity; Ras protein signal transduction
Cellular component (GO): plasma membrane
Molecular function (GO): guanyl-nucleotide exchange factor activity
Source: RefSeq, a predicted model, not a curated record